CAAUAAAUGUUAAAACUAACUCUUUGUGUAUUGUUGGUGCUUGGUGCAACAGCCAUCAACGUCUAAUCCUCCAUCUGGACUAGUCGUGACUAAAAGGCUCUUGCUUAGAUUCACUCAUCUGGUUGGGGCAAGUUCAUUUUGAAUUAUGCCGAACUCCACCAUGUCAACCGGAGGUAUUCUCUCUGAACUCAACAGCGAAAUUGAAAAACUCGUUGGUGAAUUAGAAGAGGAAUUAGCUGGAGUCCAUCACGAAUAUAACAGAAGAACUGACGUUCAUAACAGAGAAGUAGCAAGACUUGAAUAAGAAAUCUAAGACAAGGAAAGAGAACUCUUCCAACGCUCACGAUUUCUAUGA
Messenger RNA from Paramecium tetraurelia, 355 nucleotides. RefSeq lists its product as uncharacterized. The record is from RefSeq and is a predicted model, not a curated record. NCBI's taxonomy places the organism in Eukaryota, Ciliophora, Oligohymenophorea, Peniculida, Parameciidae. The transcript is spliced from 3 exons.